UGUUGCCUUCUCUUCUCCCAGCCAUGAACAGGCACAUAUGGUUCUCUUCUCCACACAUCUCCAAGUCAUUCCGUUGGGUGGGAAGAUCCAACAGCACCAACUCCACCCUCUUUCCAUUUCACAAUCGAUUCUCCUUCCACGAGGACCUGGAUGUAAAGCCCAUGGAAGAAUUCGAGAACGGCACCCGUUACAAAGAGGAAUUGCAGAGCCAGACGGUGAAAGCUCUCCUGAUUGUGGCUUAUUCUGCCAUUAUUUGCAUCUCGCUUUUUGGCAACGUUGUGGUGUGCCAUGUGGUGGUCAAAAACAAGAGGAUGCACUCAGCCACCAGCCUUUUCAUUAUCAACUUUGCUGCAGCCGAUAUCCUGAUCACUCUCCUGAACAUGCCUUUCACCCUGGUGCGAUUUGUCAACAAUACCUGGGUUUUUGGAAAACCGAUGUGCCAUAUAAGUCGCUUUGUCCAGUAUUGCUCCAUCCAUGUGUCCGCGCUGACCUUUGCUGCCAUUGCUCUGGACCGACAUCAGGCUAUAAUGCAUCCCUUCAAGGCCCGAAUGUCCCUGGUGAAAGGAGGGCUGUGCAUCCUGGCCAUUUGGGUGAUGGGCAGUUGCUUCUCUCUGCCCUACGCCAUCUACCAGGACCUUGUGAGGCUGCCUAAUGGAAACAGGAGCAUCCGGAUGGUGUGCCUUUCCAGCUUCCCUCCUCCGACAGAUCUCUACUGGAAGUCCUUGGACUUGACCACUUUUGUGCUUCUGUAUCUCCUGCCCUUGGCAGUGAUCUCCGUCACUUACAUAUCGGUGGCCAGGAAACUCUGGAUGAGGAAUGCCAUUGGCGAUGUGACCAUGGACCAAUAUUAUGCCCAGCAGCGGAAAAAGAAGAUGACCCUGAGGAUGUUGAUGGUGGUUGUGAUGGUGUUUGGGGUCUGCUGGUUCCCCCUGAAUUACUACUUGAUCCUCAUGUCCAGCCAAGCCAUCGGUCGCAACGAUGGCCUGUACUUUGCUUUCCACUGGUUUGCCAUGAGUAGUGCCUGCUACAACCCCUUCAUUUACUGCUGGCUCAAUGAAGGUUUCCGCACAGAACUCAGGGCCUUGCUGGGAAUGUGCUGUAAGAAGCAGGCUUCCAGCAGUCAGUCCCUGCGGUCCCUAUCGGCUGCCUUCAGGGUCACCUGGGAUGGCAAUUAUUGCUGCAAACAAGAGGCCGCCACUCAGCGGACAAAGGAGUCGUCUCACAGGAACUCUGCACAGACAGACCUCUCUAUUGUCGAGCUGAUCACAACAGGCAGCUUGAAUGUGGAAUGAAGCAGCCUCACUCUGGUUUAGUGACAGUUCUGUAGUUGGGUCAUCUACUGUCCAGCACUUUUCAACACCCACAUCUUGUGCUUUCUGACAAGAACUUAUCACAUCAGCAUUACGCGAGUGGACAUCGCUUUAGGUUGCUGCUUUCCAUGAGUGACAGGAAAAAUUGCAGUCCAAAAGCUUGGAUGUCAUUGUUGAUACCUUCAUUGUCUGGAGCCCAACCCAGCAUUUGAUGAAGUGUUUCUCGAGCCUGGCUGCUUUACGAUACGUGGACUUCAACUCUCAGAAUUUCUCCAGCCAGCAUGGAGAAGUCCACGUAUCUUAAAGUGGCCAAAGUUGAGAGACGCUGGUUUUAACAAGUCAUUAUUUUGAAAGAAAAUAAUUUGCAGACCAAAACAGUGUAGAUAAACAUUGGGCAGAAGAUGAGGCAGGCUUUCUCUAUGCUUUGCCUAAAAGAAAGCUACAGAUUUGAACACCCAUUUGAGACUGAAAUUAAUCAGACUGGGGAGCUUCAGAGGCUUCAGCAGCGACAGAAUUUGCUCUCAGGUGAGAAGGUCUGGAAAUUCACUUAAGUAUUGUUAGGAAACACUCGGUGGCAGGAGCAGGAGGCAAAAGUAGCAGCACCCCACAAUUCCUGGGGCAAGGCUGGGAUUUUUCACCCGCUUGGGGGGGGGUAUGUUUUGAGCAAUGAUUUCAGUCUCAAAAUGAUAGCAAUUAUGAUGUGAUACUUAAAUUUGUGGGUGCUUUUGGAAAAGCAGCCACAGGAAAGGGAUCUUGUGGAAUCAAACGCAGGACGCCACAACCAAUAACCAUGGCUCUCUGCAGAUUUUGUUUACCCAGUGGGCCCUGGAGGAAUUCCUUGGGGAAAACCACGGGCAGGACUGCCGCAGACAAAAGGACACACUCACAUUUAUACACUGCAGGAAAGGAGGAGAAAAUGAUGCAGUCAUACGUAUGCAUAGGCACUGGGUAACGUAAGCAUCAAUAUUCAUAAUUCGCUUUAACAAACCUCACGUUACUUCUCCAUCCUCAAGAAAGAGUUAUUGUCUUAAUAAAAAGAAACAUAGCUAUUAAGUUGCCAUAGCAAUUUUGAUAAAGUGUACUGAGAACCAAGCCCUUCAAGGUUGCCUCAAGCAGCCUACAUUUCUUCUGUGUUUUUCUCUUGCUAACAUGUUCUGACUCCUCCCAAACCCUCUUUUUGUUCUGGGUCGGGUGUGGGGGGAGGGGGGUUAGUCAAAAAUUCAAGAUGAGUAUUUCUGGAUCAGAAUGUAUCCACCUCUUCAGACAAGAUGGAUGGCUUUGAAAAGC
Ahaetulla prasina is the source of this 2597-nucleotide messenger RNA. It is a transcript of the gene GPR83, whose product is annotated as G protein-coupled receptor 83. Gene Ontology annotation, biological process: neuropeptide signaling pathway. Gene Ontology annotation, molecular function: neuropeptide Y receptor activity. The record is from RefSeq and is a predicted model, not a curated record. Bases 24 to 1292 code for a protein of 422 amino acids. Gene Ontology annotation, cellular component: membrane. The transcript is spliced from 5 exons. NCBI's taxonomy places the organism in Eukaryota, Metazoa, Chordata, Lepidosauria, Squamata, Colubridae.